UUCUAGCUUCUGACCUUGUCUUCAGCCCUACGCCACGCAAUGGCGCGGCGGUGGCUGUUCUGGGUCUUUUUCCUGCUUUGGUGGGAUCCAACUGCUGCUCGACCUUCGCCAAAGUACUUUAGCAGUGGUGACAAGGCCAAGUAUGCAGCGUGCGCCUUUGAUGUUUGGGGCGCUGUGGACAGUCUAGGCUUUGCCGGCCUAAACAUCAACGCAGCCUCGAAGGAAUGCAAGACGCAAAACAGCGAUCUGUCCAAGACGGUUUGUACUGCGGCGGUAGCAGGCGUUCAUGCAACUUUCGCUGACGUGGCUUCGUUCCUGUCUGCAUCGGCCUCCGACUGCGCAGAAAACUUGAACAAUGAGGCUUACUGUGCUGCAGAUUCUUCUGGCCUGGUUUCGGCCCUGGCGAACAUCGCAGGCUCUGCAGCGAAUAUGCAUGCGGCUUGCCCCAGAAGUCAUUUGAACAUCCGUGAUGAGAUCGGCAUCAAUAUUGACCGACGGCUCAGCGAGUUCAAACACUUGAAGGACCUGAACAACAUAACCGACCGUUUGAUCAAAGAUUUGCCGGCGGCACCAAUACAAAAGCAGGAGGAGGCUGAGAAAAAGGAGUUCAGAAAGACCUUGGACAAGGUGUAUCUGGUGAAACAUGAGGCGCUCUCCGAUGCCCGCAAAGCGGAAAUCACCGAGUGCGUUUUCAACUCACACUUUUCAGCGCAACUCUUGGGCCGGGCAAUUUUGGCAAUCAAUGCAGGUGCACAGGAUUGCACUGACUUCAACUUCAAGGUCAAUGGUGAAGUGGGUCAAAAAGUGUGUGCCGUGGAUCUGGGAGGUGUGAUUGGCUCCUUUGUGUCUAUGGGGCAAUUCCUCUCAGCCUUGUCGUCCAAGUGCACCGGGAAGAGCGAUACCCAUGCAGACUGCACAUCUGCAGCUUUCAAUGUCAUUGGAGCGAUCGAUGCCCUGGCAGUGGUCGGCGCAAGCUUUCCGCUAACCUGUGGGGGCGAGGGCUCUGAACUUGACUACAAGGAGCUGAUUCUUCCGUGAUUUCGCUCGCAUGCCUCCCAAUUAAACAGUUCAAGGCUCGUGCAUGUUGGAGCUUGAAUUGACC
Messenger RNA from Durusdinium trenchii, 1102 nucleotides. Lineage: Eukaryota; Dinophyceae; Suessiales; Symbiodiniaceae. The record is from the annotation of a GenBank genome assembly.